Cuscuta campestris is the source of this 4004-nucleotide messenger RNA. Lineage: Eukaryota; Viridiplantae; Streptophyta; Magnoliopsida; Solanales; Convolvulaceae. The record is from the annotation of a GenBank genome assembly.
AUCAUAUCACCAAUGUGUCUCAAUGCCCCUUAAAUUUAUUAAUGCAUCCUCUUCAGAGCCCGUUGAGCUUAAGUUAUUAGCUUUCAACGAUCACAAGUUAUGGGAGACAUGGAGGAAGGAGCCAGUGUUUCCAGGCCACCCCUGCUACGUGGUCACAACUACAACUUCUGGAAAGGGCGUAUGAGGGCAUUCUUGAAAUCACAAGGAGGAGUAUUGAGAACUGUGGAAACUGGCUGGACAGAACCAGUCAAACACUCGGAUGAUCUGUCUACGACAACUGUCAAAAAAUUUGAAGACUAUAGUAGAACUGAAGUCCUUGCUGCUGAGAAUAAUGACAAAGCCCUAAAUGCUAUUUUUGGUGGAGUUGAUGCCACACAAUAUCGUCUCAUCUCAAACUGUAUUAGCGCAAAGGAAGCAUGGGAUGUUCUUGAAGUCACACAUGAAGGUGAUGAGAAGGUCAAAACUGCAAAGUAUCAGAUUCUCAUGACACAAUAUGAAAAUCUGCGAAUGGAUGAGAAAGAAACUAUUGUAGAAUUCCAUGGAAGAGUCCGCGACCUUGCAAAUCAAGCAGCUAGAUUACAGGAGCCGUUUCCAGAAUCAAAACUUGUUCUAAAGGUGCUGAGAUCACUACCAGAGAGGUUUGAUAUGGAUGUCAAAGCAAUCUCUCAAUCACAUGAUGCCAAAAAAAUGACUCUUGAUGCCUUAAUGGGUAAUCUUGAAACAAUCGAAUUAAACAUGAAGGAGGAUAGCAAGAGACGAAAACCAGAGAAGCAAAUUGCCUUUCUGGGAACAGAUCUGGAGAAUGACAGUGAAGAUGGUUUAGCAUUUGAUGAAGAAUUCCAAGAACAGCUGUCUCUAUUCACAAAGCAUUUCAAAAGGAAGUGGAUUCAGAAGAAGGGAAAGAGUCAAAUUCAAGAAGGACCUUCUAAGACAUCCACUUUCAGGGAGUCACGAAAGCCCUAUGAUAAUAGCUCCAAGUUCAAAGGACCGCUGUGUUUUGAAUGUGGUGGUCAUGGGCAUAUUCAGAAUGAAUGUGCAAACAACCUUAAAAAGAAGAGACAAGCAUUUUCAAUAACCUGGAGUGAUGAUGAUACUGACGAAGAUCAGGGUUGUGAGGAAAGCAACUGUGCUUUUAUCUCACAGUCAGAGUCAGAUGAUCUAGUUGAACAACAUAUGGAUCUUCAAGAAAAGUGGACUGAGCUGCUUAUGGUUAAUAGAAGAAAUAUAGCAGAAAAGAAUCAGCUGGCAUGUGAUCUAAAGGUCUUGAAGCAGAAUCUAGAGAAAGCGGAAACAAAUAAUGCAGAUCUAAAAUAUGAACUGCAAAAGCUCAAGGACUACAUUAAGUGGAUGAAGAUAGCCGGAGCUGAAGUACUGGAUGCACAAGAGAAGUUGUUCAAAGCACCUGGGGAUAGACAAGGAAUUGGAUGUGACAGCCACACCAAAAUAGAUGAUCCACUCAAAGAAGACAGUGUGAAAAUAACAAAGAACAUGGGAAACAGCUAUCACCCAGCAAAUCUUGCUAACAUCAACUCAGUUGAGGGAGGAAAUGUUAGAUUUGGUGGUGGAGCACAAGGCAAAAUCAUUGGGUGUGGAAUACUAAAUGUUUCAGGACUUCCACCAAUCAAGAAUGUAUGGCUUGUACAAGGACUUCAGGUAAAUCUACUGAGCAUCAGCCAAAUAUGUGACCAAGGGCUGGAGGUCACAUUUACUCAGCAAAAGUGUCGCGUGAAAGACAAAAACAAACUGGUGGUAUUAGAAGGUGACAGAACAACUGACACCUGCUACAAAGUCACUCCUAAUGUUCUGUGCUUUCCUGCAAGCCAACAGGAUGCAAGGUUAUGGCACUACAGGCUCGGUCAUCUAAAUUUUAAAGAUCUCACAACCCUCUCAAACUCUGAUGCAGUUCGAGGAUUGCCCAAAAUAAAGAGACUGGAAGGUGAACGAUGGACUGGAAAGGCAAGAGUGCAAAAGAAGAAGUUCCACAAACCCUCCUGGACAAAGCUAUUCUCAAGGGGUGAAUCGUCAUCUACCACUGCAGCAACUGGAAAGUCUUCAGCACACCCGCUUCUCUCAGAUGAUGAUGGACUAUAUCUUCCAAUUUUGCAACCAUCUGAAGUAUUGCGAUUGGAAUACACUUCAAUCAAUCUAGAAGAAUCCACAAAAAACCCUAAAACAAAGGGGGGAAUCUUUGAAGAGGAAGUUCAGGGUGAAAUUCUUGAAGAAGAAGAACCAAUUCUCGCAUGCUCAGCAGUCCCCUUUCAAGAUUCUGCAUGCAACACAAAGAGAGGAGACACAAAAAGGAGAAACAACACUGGACCUACCCGAUGGUCUCUGAGACGAACCAGAUCUCUUCAUCACACAGAGAAUUCACAAGAGGAAGUUCAAGAGUCAGAGAAAAAGGAGAAGAUGACGAAGCCUCAAUCUGAGCCCAAGAAGAGAAAAGAAAGUGAGGUUUGUCCUUCGCCAAAACUUCCAGUGAAGAGAACGAAAUCCACACCAGAUGCUCCAUCUUCAUCCAGACGGGAGACCAGAAGUUCAAAGAAUUCACCAUCAAGCUGCACUCCAGGGAAGCAAUCUGUUAAAAUUUUUCCCUCUAGUAUUGCAAAAUCUCUUUUUCUUGAUGUUGUGAAAAAAUCAAUUAUCCCUCAAAGGAAUCUUGAUGUGACUGACUUUAGCAAGAAAACAAACCUCCUGCCCACACUUAAAUCAAACAAAUUGCUAAAAUCUGUCACUCUCCCUGGUUCAUAUGUGAAGAAAGUCAUUCAAGAAUUCUAUUGCAAUUUAUCUGAGUCAUGUGUUACCAAAGAUGAUCCCUCAUACCAGAAAGUCUUUGUUCGUGGAAAGCUCUAUGAUUUUUCUCCCUCAGUCAUAAACUCUUUUCUUGGUACUGACCAAAAUCCAGUAAUCACUCCUAUUGAUGAGGAAACUGUGUGGAGUGAUCUCACCAAUGGACUUAGGGACUACCAACAUGGAAAGUCCAAAGUGCCUUCUUCAGUGCUGAAAAGUUCAUAUGCUCUCCUUCUAAGAAUUGCUGCAUUUCACUGGAUGCCAACUACUCACACCAACACUGUUCCAUUGUGCAUAGCCACCCUAAUCUACAGAAUCAAAAACAAUGUUCCUUUUGAUCUUGGUAGGGUUGUAUUUGAUCAGGUGAUGGCGUUUGCAGCAGAAAAAUACAAGAAGAACAAGAAUGGUCUUCCAUACCCACUGUUGGUCUACAGCAUACUGAAGGAUCAAGGCUUUGAGAAGAAAGAAGAUGAGGAAGAAGAGAUCAUUCCUCCCUUGCUGCAAGUGGAUGCAAGACAUCUUGAAGGAAGUCACUUCAAUGACAUGGUUGCUGCUGGAGCAUCCUCAGCAGAAACACCAAAUCCAGCUUCAGUAGAUUACCAGCUCAGCUUCCUUGAAAAGGAGAUCAAAUCCCUUGAAAUGGAUGCGGAUUAUCAUCAUGAAAUUGCCCAAAGAUCAACUGAAAGGAUGAAUGUGCUUAUCCAGAUUGCGCAUAAUCUGAGGCAAACAAAGAGUGCACCGAGUAAGGGGGAGAGACUGGCUAAACAAAAGGCAGUUGCUGCACACUCAUGCACAGAUGAAGAUGCCCAAGAAGACAGUGCAGAAGAGAUAUCUUCAUCAGAAUCAGCAGGAGCCUCUCAAGAAUCAUCAGAAGCAAAGACAGCACACAAGCCUACCCUCUCUCAUGGGUACUUGGCUCUUUCUAGGGUGACAGAUGUAGAUAUUGUUCAGCUGUUGCAACCUGGUGGGCUGAGCAAGGGUCAGAAACACAUCCUUCGUGCAGAGCAAGAAGAAGGUGUAAUAGGCUUGGUGAAGACACAAACCGAGUUUGCUGUCAGAUCUCGUAAGUAGACAAAUCAGAUUCAUUAGAAGGUUCUAUUGAAGUUUGAUAGUGUAAUUCUUACGAUGAUCUAGUGGAAAGGCUAUUACACGGAUGUGGGCCUCGCAGACGUAGGAGAUACUGCUCCGAACUGCGUAAAUAAAUCUUUGUGUCUUGG